CUAUUUUAUUUAACAGAGUGCGUAAGAAAACACUCAAAAUCUUGCCAACGCAACCCAAAAAAAGUGGCAAACCAACCUACCCAACCAAAAUCCGUUUGGGGCAUCAAUUUGGAACCCUCCAAUCCCAAACCGAAUCGCGCAUUCAAACCGCAGAGAGAGAGAGAGAGAGAGUCAUUACAACAAUAUACAAUUACUACAAAUUAACAAGAAAACACUGAACUGGGGAACCGCAUCUCAAGGCGCGGCCACCAGAACCAGCGGAGUAGAUCAGCCAUGGCCGCCGCCGCCGCCGCUGCUGCCUCCUCCUCCUCUUCCGAAUUCUCGCCGGAUUUUCCACCGAGACUUCCUCUUACAUCCGAUCAGUUUAAGCAUUGCUCCGAAGCUCUCAGCUUCUUCCGCGAAAAGCUCCACAUCCCUCACACCAUCAACCAGGAAUUCGCUCACUUGCAGGCCAACAGAAUAACACCAUCUGAGAUGAGGAAAAGCUGUACCGUGGCUCUUGACAGUGUCAAUUUGAGCAAAAAUCGCUAUUCAGAUGUCAUACCAUUUGACAAGAAUAGGGUUGUUCUUAACUCAUGUAAGGAUUACAGACUGGCAGCAAGGGGCUACAUCAAUGCGAGCCUCAUCACGAGCUCUUCCUCCGGAAACAUUUCUCAGUUUAUUGCCACACAAGGUCCAUUGCCACAAACUUAUGAGGAUUUCUGGGAGAUGGUAAUGCAGUACCGUUGUCCUGUGGUUGUGAUGUUGACUAGGUUAGUCGACAAUUACAAGAUGGUAAAAUGUGGAGAUUAUUUCCAAGCUGAAGAUGGUCCCAGGGAAUUUGGUAAUAUACAUAUAGUCACUAAAUGGAUAAAAACUACUGACACUUCAAUAGUGUUGCGCCAUUUGGAGGUGAAAUAUAAAGAGUCAGAGGAGGAACCCAUGUCUGUUCUACAUAUUCAGUAUCCUGAAUGGCCUGAUCAUGGGGUUCCAAAGGACACAACUGCUGUGCGUGAAAUUUUGAAAAGAAUAUACCAUGUACCACCCAAUCUUGGCCCAGUUGUGGUGCACUGCAGUGCAGGUAUUGGGAGAACAGGAACAUAUUGCGCAAUUCAUAACACAAUUCAGAGAAUCCUAGCUGGAGAUAUGUCUGCUUUAAAUCUUGUUAAUACCAUAACCAUGUUCAGGUCUCAGAGAAUUGGAAUGGUCCAAACACCGGAUCAAUAUCUUUUCUGCUAUAAAGCAAUCAUUGAUGAACUAGAAGACCUAAUCUCAGAUUUCAACACAGAAAGGAGCUCAAAAUGCUAGAUUAAUGAUUGUUCCUCAUCAAUAGUACCAAAUGCUGAAUAAGACUGAGAGGAAUCUGCUUGAUGCAUAUAUCUCCAAAGCUGAAAAAAUAUGCAAUUGUGUAUGCUUCUCCCGGUACAUUUGCGUCCUUCAGCAGCUGGUCUGAUGCCUCAUCAUUAUGGUGGAACUUACAAGCAUUGCUAAACAAUUAGUUUAUUCUCCUCAAAUCCCACCAAGGAGCUGAAUAAUUCAAAUGGCCUCUAUUUCCUGUUAUAACAGUUCUCUCCUGAUUGUUAGAAAAAUGAACUGACUUGUAGACAGUGCAGGUUUCGUGAUUCUCAUUGAGCUUAUACAUUUGACCUGACUGUUUUCUGUUAAGACCAAGAAGUACAUCCUGUAUGUUAGAUUUACAGUAAUGGACAACUUGUAUGUUGAAAUGCCCAAUAGUACUAGAACUGAAAUGGUCUAUAAGGUUCUCUAUUAGACAGUGGUCAUUAUUACUAAGACAAGAUUAUAUGUUUUUGUUGACUUUAAUUUGUCAUCUUUCAUUACGAGGGAUAGUCUUCCUCUUCCAGAGUGCUCUAAAAAAACUCCACUAUCCAGUAAGGAGCUUUGUGAAUGUGGAUUACUGUAGCUUAGUUGAUACUAUCAACAUGGAAAGUUCA
Messenger RNA from Quercus lobata, 1931 nucleotides. It is a transcript of the gene PTP1, whose product is annotated as protein tyrosine phosphatase 1. Gene Ontology annotation, molecular function: protein tyrosine phosphatase activity. Gene Ontology annotation, biological process: protein dephosphorylation. NCBI's taxonomy places the organism in Eukaryota, Viridiplantae, Streptophyta, Magnoliopsida, Fagales, Fagaceae. The coding region runs from base 274 to 1287 and encodes 337 amino acids. The transcript is spliced from 9 exons. The record is from RefSeq and is a predicted model, not a curated record.